Molecule: messenger RNA, 479 nt
Organism: Meleagris gallopavo (turkey)
Lineage: Eukaryota; Metazoa; Chordata; Aves; Galliformes; Phasianidae
Source: RefSeq, a predicted model, not a curated record
CCCCACAGACCUCACUGACUCCCAUCGAUCCCACUGUACCCUUCUGACCCUGCAGACCCCACUGAGAUCCUCUGACCUCACAGGACCCCGGUAUCUCCCACAGACCCCAUAAGCCCUUCUGACCGCACAGACCCCACAGCCGCCGCCAUGCCGUCCCAGAUGGAGCACGCCAUGGAGACGCUGAUGUUCACCUUCCACAAAUACGCGGGUGACAAGAACUACCUGAGCAAGGAGGACCUGCGUGCACUGAUGGAGAAGGAGUUCCCUGGAUUCCUGGAGAACCAGCGCGAUCCUAUGGCUCUGGAUAAGAUCAUGAAGGACCUGGACCAGUGCCGGGAUGGCAAAGUGGGCUUCCAGAGCUUCUUCUCGCUGGUGGCUGGACUGACCAUCGCCUGCAACGACUACUUCGUGGUGCACAUGAAGCAGAAGGGGAGGAAGUGAGAGAGGGCCCUGCGGCCCCAAUAAAGUGUUUUGUAUGA